AUGGGAAAACUUUUGUCAAAAAUUUUCGGCAACAAAGAGAUGAGAAUAUUGAUGCUGGGUCUGGAUGCUGCUGGAAAAACAACUAUUUUAUACAAGUUGAAGUUGGGACAAUCAGUGACCACAAUACCCACAGUAGGAUUUAAUGUAGAAACCGUUACAUAUAAAAAUGUUAAAUUUAACGUUUGGGAUGUAGGAGGGCAAGAUAAAAUUCGACCUCUUUGGCGGCAUUACUACACGGGUACUCAAGGUUUGAUAUUUGUUGUUGAUUGUGCCGAUAGAGAUAGAAUCGAUGAAGCAAGACAAGAAUUACAUAGGAUAAUAAAUGAUAGAGAAAUGAGAGAAGCUAUAAUACUUAUAUUUGCCAACAAACAGGAUCUUCCUGAUGCUAUGAAACCGCAUGAAAUACAAGAAAAAUUAGGACUGACUCGAAUAAGAGACAGAAAUUGGUACGUUCAACCAUCUUGUGCUACAACAGGGGAUGGCCUUUACGAGGGUCUAACUUGGUUAACGUCCAAUCACAAGUUAUAA
Messenger RNA from Pediculus humanus corporis (human body louse), 528 nucleotides. Its product is annotated as ADP-ribosylation factor, putative. The transcript is spliced from 4 exons. Gene Ontology annotation, molecular function: GTPase activity; GTP binding. Bases 1 to 528 code for a protein of 175 amino acids. Gene Ontology annotation, cellular component: cytoplasm. Gene Ontology annotation, biological process: vesicle-mediated transport; intracellular protein transport. NCBI's taxonomy places the organism in Eukaryota, Metazoa, Arthropoda, Insecta, Psocodea, Pediculidae. The record is from RefSeq and is a predicted model, not a curated record.